ACGAACGUAUACAACAUGUGAGUUUCGUACUGUGAAAAUAUUUAGAAAAUCAUCAUAAUGAUCAAAACGCCUAUUUAAUAUAUCCACUAUGUCAUUCAAUAAGGUCUAAACCUACAUUUAUAAGUAGGCUAUAAAUGCAGAUUCUCAAUACGAGGGUAUUGAGUGGAUGCAUGAAGACGUUGGUUCGUUCAUUGAACCAUUCCUCCAGAGCCAUGGCGAAAAGCAAGUUCGAGUAUGUCCGUCAGUUCGAGACAGACGACACCUGUCUGCGAAACUGCUACAUUGUUGUACGACUGGAUGGGCGCAACUUUCACAAGUUUUCAGAAAAACACAACUUUGCUAAACCCAAUGACAACCGGGCACUGGGACUGAUGACACGCAGUGCCCAGUCUGUCAUGGAGGAGCUGGAGGACGUUGUCAUCGCCUAUGGACAAAGUGACGAGUUUAGCUUUGUGUUCAAGAGAACCUCCACCUGGUUCAAGAGGAGAGCAAGUAAACUGAUGACCCACGUGGCCUCCCAGUUCUCCUCUUCGUACGUCUUCUACUGGAAGGAGUAUUUUGCCGAGCAGCCCCUUCUCUAUCCCCCCGGGUUCGACGGACGAGUGGUCCUAUAUCCCAGCAACCGCAACCUGAGAGACUACCUCAGCUGGAGACAAGCAGACUGUCACGUAAAUAACUUGUAUAACACAUCGUUUUGGACAUUGAUACAAAAAGGGGGACUUACAACGAUCCAAGCAGAAGAGCGCCUGAAGGGAACAUUAGCUGCGGACAAGAAUGAGAUCCUGUUCUCUGACUUCGGCAUCAACUACAACAACGAGCCGAUGCUGCUCCGAAAAGGGACCACCCUGAUCUGGGAGAAGCGAGACGAGGCGGUGACCAAAAUGGUGAAGCUCCCCAACGAAGAGGAGCGGAAGGAGGUAACGGUGACCCGAGGCAGGAAGAGGGUGUGCCCCCACCACUGUGACGUCAUCGGGGACCAGUUCUGGGAGGAGCACCCGGACAUUCUGGAAAGAGACGACUGUUGAACCUAACCGCCCGACGUGGGAGAAUAUGACUCCAGGGUUCUAAACGAGAUGGACUUGAUGUGCCCCUGGACUAACGGGAGUCAAGUGACUCGGCAAAUCAUGUAUUGCAUCUCCUAAUGUGGCAAGUUCACAAAGCAUCGAAUGGCGAAUGUUUCAUGAUGAGGUUACGCUAGUUUUAUUUAUGAUGUUCAUCCUUCCCAUGACAUUUAUUUAAUAAACGGUUUUGUUAUAAUAAGCCAUUUCCAGGCUUAUUUUUAACAUUUCAUUUUU
Messenger RNA from Gadus chalcogrammus (walleye pollock), 1295 nucleotides. It is a transcript of the gene thg1l, whose product is annotated as tRNA-histidine guanylyltransferase 1-like. Gene Ontology annotation, molecular function: tRNA guanylyltransferase activity; magnesium ion binding. The transcript has 7 exons. Gene Ontology annotation, biological process: tRNA modification. The record is from RefSeq and is a predicted model, not a curated record. NCBI's taxonomy places the organism in Eukaryota, Metazoa, Chordata, Actinopteri, Gadiformes, Gadidae. The coding region runs from base 135 to 1025 and encodes 296 amino acids.